AAUGUACCGAUCGAUAUAGAGUAAAAAGGAAGGAGACAUUUUAGGGGGCACGAACAUGCAGGCUUCGGAGAAAGAUCAAAUGCAUUGAAAUUUUCUUCUCAAUUCUUGUAACAGGUUGCUAUAGCUUCAACCGUAGGUUUUUGUCUCUUUUCAACAUGGGGGCGAGAGACUGUGCGAAAUGUUUCCUGUUCGUGUUCAACUUGUUAUUUUUUAUUGCCGGAGUGGCCGUGCUAGCCGUAGGUGCUUACUUAUACAGCCGUGAGGGUCCCUUCGCGACCCUUCUUCCCAGUUUCCCCUUCCUCAAUGUGACCACUCUUACCAUGGUCGUGGGCUGCAUCAUCAUGGCCGUGUCUUUCCUGGGUUGCUGUGGCGCCAUCAAGGAAAGCGAGUGCAUGCUGGCUGCCUAUUUUAUCAUAAUGGUUGGCAUCUUGACCGCGGAGAUGAUAGCUGGCGGGCUAGGCUUUGCCAACAGGAAAGAGGUGGAAGCUUUCAUCGAGCAGGACAUGAGCCAUAAUGGGCUGCCGCUGUACGGCAAGGCGGGCCAACACGGCCUGACGUCGGCCUGGGAUCGAUUGCAGACCUCGUUGUCUUGCUGUGGCGUCAACAAUUCGGCCGACUGGAGCCGCUUCCACCCCAGUAUGAGCCAGCCUGGGGAGACGCCCGAUUCCUGCUGCGUGGAUCAUCUCUUCACGGGCUGUGGCAGGGAAGCUGUCGUUAGCAAGUGGCAAAAGGGAUGCAAAGAUGCCCUAAUUGCCGACAUACGGAGUCACGUGGGAUAUGUGGCGGGAAUCCUAAUUGGUGUGGGAGUGUUUCAGGUUCUGGGCAUUGUCCUGUCCUUCAUUCUGUGUUGCUCCAUCCGAAAAGGCUAAGCCGACCGGUCAGGUCGCCAUGGAACCGGCCACAAAGUGAUGAUUUUAUCCGGAAUCUGAUGACUGAACUAUAAAACCGCGAUGAGGAUUUUCUUUUGUUCCAAACGCAUUUUUCUUCAAACCAUUUCACAAUACAAACAUAGAUUAGGGGGCAUGCGCAUUUUGUCCCGGCAAGGAUUCCCAAAACCACAUAUUCCCUUGUGGUUGAAAAAGCAGGCAUACUUUGCAAAUUUCCGAUUCAUUUGUAAAUAAUUAUUUGUAAAUAGAACUUAGUCUCGUAGGUCUAGUUAUUUUAAUCCAGAAAUUCUGGGGUGUUUUUUUUUUACAGUUUUAUAAAAUGUAUCCUGACUUGAUUGUCAUAAAAUUGUCACCACUCGGUCCAUAAUCCUUUCCGUCUUCCAGACUGAUUUUGAUAUCUUUGUUUGCAUAUGUAAAUUACUCCGUUAUUUCAAAUAAGCCAUUUGCGAGUGACCUAUACCC
Patiria miniata (bat star) is the source of this 1349-nucleotide messenger RNA. RefSeq names its product tetraspanin-9-like. The transcript is spliced from 6 exons. Gene Ontology annotation, cellular component: membrane. Bases 156 to 869 code for a protein of 237 amino acids. The record is from RefSeq and is a predicted model, not a curated record. NCBI's taxonomy places the organism in Eukaryota, Metazoa, Echinodermata, Asteroidea, Valvatida, Asterinidae.